This is a messenger RNA of Sclerotinia sclerotiorum 1980 UF-70, 384 nucleotides long. RefSeq lists its product with no specific name. The record is from RefSeq and is a predicted model, not a curated record. Bases 1 to 384 code for a protein of 127 amino acids. The transcript has 3 exons. NCBI's taxonomy places the organism in Eukaryota, Fungi, Ascomycota, Leotiomycetes, Helotiales, Sclerotiniaceae.
AUGAAGGGGCUUAGUCCGAGCCUCUGCCGACAAAUUUCGCACACUACCACAGAGGAAGAGACGAAGAGGUGCUUCAAUCGACCCUCAAACCUUACCGCAUAUCGUGCUCACGGGCAACAGAAAUAUUCAGUCGCUUCCUCUCUGUUCUUCAAUCCAUUCAGUAUUGUCAAAUGCUCCCAAACUGGCAUCUUCUACCUCGUUUCAUAUCUCUGUUCAGUUAAGAUGGUCUUCUACGAGAAAUCAAUUCCUCAGUCAUCAAUUCUGACUGGUCCUGUCGCUGCUGUGAGCUGGAGUACUGGGUGCAGUUAUAGAAGGCUUAAAUCACGCCUUGAACCAGCUGAAGAGGUAAAGGAACCGUUCCCCUUGAAAGGACCAGCACUAUAG